AUUAGUGGGGAACAAUGAAAACACGCAGUGGAGCUCGCGUCGAGGUCUAGAGUUGUGUUUGAGGGUACCACACAAAUCAAAAUCUGUCCACCCAAAGGUGUCGUCUGUUGAAGAGGGUCAAAGCCAUAUUUGUAUUUUAACGUGUUGUAUAUGAAAGAGUUAAAAUAAUGCUGCUGUUGCUGCUGUUCCAUUUCUGAUUCCAGUUCAGGAUAUGACGCCUGAGUUGACAGCUUCAAACGUUCAUAGGCGGGUGUGUUGUCGGGUUUCGGUGUGGUUUUAACGAAAAGAAAUGUAAUUAACGUUAUAUUUUUUGUUGUUGCCAUUUUUAAACGCUUGACUCGAUUUGUUUCAGUCCUUGGGUGCGGUUCUACACUUUUUGUGUCGUAUUUUGUUUUUUACAUCAAUGCAACAGAAUGAGUCUGCAUGAGAUCAAUGAAAACGUGAAACUUGCUCGAGAGUACGCUUUGCUUGGGAACUACAGUUCUGCUAUUGUUUGUUAUCGGGGAGUACUUGAACAAAUCAAGAAAUACCUUUUCACAGUACGGGACAGUAGCUUCCAACAGAAAUGGCAACAGGUAUGGCAAGAGAUAAACGAAGAAAACAAUCAGGUUCAAGAAAUAAUGACAACUCUAGAAAGUUUUCAACUGGAGACCACCCCAUCCAAACCACCAAGUAAUCAAGAUGACAUUAAUGACAUAUGGCCUGUACAAGUAGAGCGCAGAGCCUCUCCUCUUCCGGUUAGGAGGCCCCCGGUUCCCUACAAAGACAGUAAACCACACAACAACCGCCUGAGUGUGGCCGGUGUGCGGGCUCAGCAUCGCCAGUCACCACGUGGUGCCAAUGGGGACCGAGCCAAACCUUUGAAGGGCAAGGAAAAAAAAGAGCCCCCAGCCAAACCAAAAGACGACAAGAACAAAGCUGAAGUCUCAGAGAAAGAGGUGAAGCGGUUUGACGGACAAGGAUAUGACAAAGACCUUAUUGAGGCCCUGGAGAGAGACAUCAUUUCACAGAACCCCAAUGUCAAAUGGGAUGAUAUUGCAGACUUGGAAGAAGCAAAAAAGCUUUUGAAAGAAGCUGUUGUGCUACCUAUGUGGAUGCCAGAGUUUUUCAAAGGAAUACGAAGACCAUGGAAGGGUGUGCUUAUGGUGGGUCCUCCAGGCACAGGAAAGACUCUUCUGGCCAAAGCCGUUGCCACAGAGUGCAGAACCACAUUCUUUAACGUCUCGUCUUCUACUCUCACUUCCAAGUACAGAGGAGAGUCUGAAAAACUAGUCCGCAUUCUAUUUGAAAUGGCCAGGUUCUAUGCCCCCACCACCAUAUUCAUUGAUGAGAUUGACUCCAUAUGCAGCCGCAGAGGAACGUCAGAGGAACAUGAGGCUAGCCGGCGGGUGAAGGCAGAGCUGCUGGUCCAGAUGGAUGGUGUGGGAGGAGCAUCAGAUAAUGAGGAUCCCUCUAAGAUGGUGAUGGUGCUGGCAGCCACUAACUUUCCCUGGGACAUCGAUGAGGCUCUGAGGAGACGUCUGGAGAAGAGAAUCUACAUCCCUCUGCCUUCAGCCAAGGGCAGAGUGGAGCUGCUGAGGAUCAACCUAAAGGAGCUGGAGCUGGCCAAUGAUGUGGAUAUGGCAAAGAUAGCAGAGCAGAGUGAGGGCUACUCAGGAGCAGACAUCACCAAUGUCUGCAGGGACGCCUCUCUGAUGGCCAUGCGGCGAAGGAUCGAGGGGCUGACGCCAGAGGAGAUCCGUAACAUCUCCAGAGCCGAGAUGCACAUGCCCACCACCAUGGAGGACUUUGAGUCUUCUCUGAAGAAAGUGUCCAAGUCUGUAUCAGCGUCCGAUCUAGAGAAGUAUGAGAAGUGGAUUGAAGAGUUUGGCUCCUGCUGAGAGUUAAUCAGGAAGCCUGCAGGGGAUUUGGUGGGAUGCUCUGUUGAUAUUCUGGGAACAAUAAUUUAACUGUAAUGGUUUCCCUUUCUUUGUAAAUUAUUUAUCUUAGGCUAGGUGAUGUGAAAUGCCUUAAAGCAGGGUAACCAUGCACCUAAGUAAGCUGUUCUAUAAAGGCCCAGGAGUGCUGGAACAAAGACUGUUGAAAACCAAAUGAUUCUGAUUUGUGUUUUAUUAUAGCUCAAUUUACACUAGUAGAUUAGCUGUUAAGUUAGUUCAUUCAUUUGCACUACCAGGUCUCAUGACAGCAAAUUCUAUGGUCCUUUCUAUUUCAAUUUAACUCCUUUGCUACCAAAGUAUCCAGUGUCUUUGGGUUUUAUCAGAUGUGCUACUGCUAUCAGUUAAUCAAAGAUGCACUACCAGAAAACAUUUAUGACCUUGAUUUAAUUUCUAAAUAUGUAUUUAGGGAACCAACUGGUUCUACCCACAUUUUGUGGAUGUGAAUUUAUAUACCAAUCAUAGAACACUAACCAUGUCUUAAUAAAGCUAUAAAAGUCAAAUAUUA
Oncorhynchus tshawytscha (Chinook salmon) is the source of this 2442-nucleotide messenger RNA. RefSeq names its product katanin p60 (ATPase containing) subunit A 1 (gene katna1). The record is from RefSeq and is a predicted model, not a curated record. Gene Ontology annotation, biological process: microtubule severing. The transcript has 11 exons. NCBI's taxonomy places the organism in Eukaryota, Metazoa, Chordata, Actinopteri, Salmoniformes, Salmonidae. The coding region runs from base 414 to 1880 and encodes 488 amino acids. Gene Ontology annotation, molecular function: microtubule severing ATPase activity; ATP binding; ATP hydrolysis activity. Gene Ontology annotation, cellular component: microtubule cytoskeleton.